Messenger RNA from Ictalurus furcatus (blue catfish), 696 nucleotides. RefSeq lists its product as uncharacterized. Bases 106 to 564 code for a protein of 152 amino acids. The record is from RefSeq and is a predicted model, not a curated record. NCBI's taxonomy places the organism in Eukaryota, Metazoa, Chordata, Actinopteri, Siluriformes, Ictaluridae. The transcript is spliced from 4 exons.
UCUGCGUCAGGUUCGGGAUAUAAACUCAGAGUUUCUCGCGUUCAGGACGACUCACAGACUCUUGCGUCGAAUUAACACCAACAUCAGCUCCACAGACAUCACGAGAUGAUCACCACUAACGCUCUCGGUGUGUUCGUGUUCAUUACAGCACUGAUCGUCACUGAAGGCUCCUGGGGCUCUGGUAAAGGAAACUCGUACAAUUAUGACCUGUCGAGGAUGUCGGACCUGAGGAAGCUCUAUAACUCUAAAGUUUAUCGGGCUGAACGCAUGACACGCCCACUGGAUGGGAUGAAAGUCCAGGCAGGAAUACUCAGUCACUCCGGAGUCAGAGUGACUCUGGCAGACGGCACUAUGUGGUUGGUGCAUAAAGGAGACGGUUUCGGUAUUUCCUCUCAGACGGUGGUGGUGGACGCUCGACACAUGAGCAGACACUGGAAGGUCAGGGAGGUUAAAAACUUCGCUGGCACUAAGACGGUGUCGGAUUUUGUGAAAGCAGGAGGAACUGAUUACAGUCUUCUGUUCAAUAACUGUCACACCGCUGCGGGGAGGAUGAUGGAUGACUAAACACACGUCUGAUUCCGUCAGCCUGCCAAACCUGCUGAACAUUUCAUUUACAUUUCACUUCUGACUGCACAACACUUCAACAUUGCAGUUUUUAUCACACAAAACAGAAAAUAAAAACAUCCUGGAGUUUUA